Molecule: messenger RNA, 507 nt
Organism: Penicillium lagena
Lineage: Eukaryota; Fungi; Ascomycota; Eurotiomycetes; Eurotiales; Aspergillaceae
Product: Clr5 domain-containing protein
Exons: 1
Coding region: 1-507 (168 amino acids)
Source: RefSeq, a predicted model, not a curated record
AUGCCCCGCCAACAAAUCAACCUAGAUCCCUACCGCGACGAGAUCAUCUCCCUCUUCCAACACGGCAUCAGUAGCGACUCCAUCAGCCGCACCCUCGAAAGCCGAUAUAACAUCCAAGUGCGCGAGCGCACGAUCCAGUCCCGGCUACGCAAGUGGGGGAUCCGCAAGCGACACCGCACCACGACGGCUGAUGAACCUCUGCAUGCGCGCAUCAAGCUGCUUUUCGUGCACGAUAGAUUGACCGACAAGGCGAUGCUCAAGCUCCUCAGGCAGGAGGGGUACGAUAUCUCGGAGCGGACGCUGAGACGGCUCAGGUUUCGACUGGGGCUUCAUGCCCGGGCAGAGCGGCAGGACCAUAUACCGAAAAGCUCGGAGAGUCCAGAGGACGAGGAGGAAGAGUCCUCCCGGAGAGACUCGGGGUUCGACGGAGCCGGCGGAGUCCACAAUGGCCACUCAUGUCAUAGCGAACCGUCUCCUCCUCUCAUAUUACCCAACGCGCCAACUUGA